AACACCUGCUGCACUCUCAGGCUACUUAUACAUAGCUCUGGAACUCGGUUAUUGUUGCAAUCUCUUGUUAUUUAAACUGGUGUUCAUUUAUUCACAAGCCUGGAUUCAAUUUCCCUAGUACUCCUUCCUGUGUUAUAAACUGUAACCGAAGUUGCCCCACAUCGUGAUUAGCAUUAUUGUGGGUCCUUAUUUACGAGUAUUUGUUCCAAGGCAGAUAACCAAUCGCGUUUCCUCGGUGUCGAACUUUACGAUCAUCCUCCCUCUCGGCUCAACCAUGGUUGCUCCUCAGAACUUUCUCGAUUUCAUCGACAAGAACCAGGAUAAGUUCAUUGACCGAUUGGCAGAGGCCGUAGCUAUUCCGAGUAUAAGCGGAGAUGCAUCUAGGCGAGAGGAUGUCAAGAAAAUGGCGAGCUGGUUGGAAGCACAGCUGAACAAGUACGGUGUCAAGACUCAACAGGUUCCUUUGGGUCAACAACACCUCGAAGGAAAGACUUUAGACCUGCCUCCGGCCAUCCUCGGACGUAUUGGCGAUGAUCCGAAUAAGAAGACCGUUCUUGUUUACGGCCACUUUGAUGUCCAACCUGCGAACAAGAGCGACGGAUGGGACACGGAGCCUUUCAAGCUGCAUGUUGACAAGCGGACAGGCAAGAUGUUCGGACGAGGUGCAACAGACGACAAAGGGCCUAUUCUUGGCUGGCUCAAUGUUCUCGAAACACAUCAUACACUGGGGCUCGCAUUACCUGUCAACAUGGUCUUCUGUUUUGAGGGAAUGGAAGAGAGUGGAAGCGAGGGCUUGGAUGAGCUCAUAGCGACCGAGGCUCAGAAAGGAAAGCAAGGCUGGUUUGGCGAUGUGGACUGCGUCUGUAUUUCAGACAACUACUGGCUUAACACCCGUACUCCUUGUGUGACCUAUGGCCUCCGUGGCAUUGCCUACUAUCAAAUCACCAUAUCUGGUCCCGGUUCUGACUUGCACUCUGGUAUCUAUGGCGGCGCUGUUUUCGAGCCAAUGACUGCUCUUAUCACAUUGAUGAGCAAGCUUGUGGCUAUCGACGGCCACAUUCUCAUUCCGGGUGUCUAUGAUGGUGUUUCCGCAGCAGACGCUGACGAAUUGAAACGGUACAGCGAGCUUGAUUACGGUGUCAACGACCUCGAAUCUGCUGCCGGUGGUCCCGUUGCUAACUCAGAUGACAAAGUGACCGUGCUCAUGGCGCGCUCACGUAACCCGUCACUUUCCUUGCACGGUAUUGAAGGUGCAUUCUCCGGUGGAGGUGCGAAGACCGUCAUCCCUGCUACCGUGUCUGGGAAGUUCAGUUUGAGACUUGUUCCGCCUCAAACCCCUGAGGACAUCACCAAGAAGGUCAUCUCCUACAUCGAGUCUGAGUUCGCCAAGCUUGGGACGAAGAACACGUGCAAGGUUGAGUUCCUCCAUGGUGGCAAGCCUUGGGUCGCAGAUGCCAGCCACUGGAGCUACGAGGCUGCCAAGCAAGCCACCGAGGCUGUAUAUCUUACCACUCCCAACUAUACCCGCGAAGGAGGGUCCAUUCCGGUUACACUUACCUUCGCUGACAACCUGGGCGUUAACGUUUUGCUGCUUCCUAUGGGCCGCGCUGAUGACGGAGCUCACUCCACUAACGAGAAGAUGGACAUUUCAAACUUCAUCAAAGGAAGCAAGCUGUUAGGUACCUAUCUAUACGAGUUAGCCGACAUUACCUUGAAGAAAGCAUAAGAUAUGAUACUAUAGAACAACUGAAGAAACUGGAGACAUUAAAAGAGACAAUUGUAGCUGUAUCCGUGCCUGCAUACUUGUACUUCUUAACAAUGGGUGAUUUGUAUCAAAUGUAACAUUGGGUAUCCCGCAAAAGCGCACCUUCGACAUCAAAGUAAUCAUAGCAACACAACAGAGCAAAAAUGGAUGACUACAGAAAACACUCUCUAAACUACGGAUAUACAACUAGUGGUCCAAAUUAUAAUCGUACAAUAUGAUCAUGUCCCUUCCGAUAAAUCAACCUGGGGUCCUUGUCGGCAUACCCUUCCUACGAUUGAAGCCCCUAGAUGCACCCGCCUUAUUCUGAGAUGGAUUAGAAGGAUCUUGCAUUGGCUGAUCUGGCCCUACAGGAUUCCGAAUGAUUGUAGCUGCCGUGGUACGUUGCGUCUGCAAGCUAACUAACGAUGAACUGGGUGAGGCUCUCCGCGACCUAUCGCUGUCACUAGUAGAGUCGGCCGCAGACUUGGUCGAU
Messenger RNA from Somion occarium, 2237 nucleotides. NCBI's taxonomy places the organism in Eukaryota, Fungi, Basidiomycota, Agaricomycetes, Polyporales, Cerrenaceae. The record is from the annotation of a GenBank genome assembly.